Messenger RNA from Drosophila subobscura, 1634 nucleotides. RefSeq names its product pleiotropic regulator 1 (gene Tango4). The transcript has 2 exons. The record is from RefSeq and is a predicted model, not a curated record. Gene Ontology annotation, biological process: mRNA splicing, via spliceosome. NCBI's taxonomy places the organism in Eukaryota, Metazoa, Arthropoda, Insecta, Diptera, Drosophilidae. The coding region runs from base 87 to 1508 and encodes 473 amino acids. Gene Ontology annotation, molecular function: protein binding. Gene Ontology annotation, cellular component: Prp19 complex; precatalytic spliceosome; catalytic step 2 spliceosome.
UCCGCUGUGAAUGACUGUUUUGUCCGGCUAGCAAAGAAGCCGCAUUUUUAUUUGUUUACUUGAGCUGAAAUACAUUUAAUUGAUCAAUGGAAGACGUGCAAAAGCACAGCGUGCAUACGCUUAUAUUCCGCUCCCUGAAGCGCACACACGAUCUGUUCGUCUCGAAUCAAGGAAACCUGCCAGAUGUCGACGACCAACUGGACAAGCAACGGCGUUCGAUCAAGGCCAAGGAUACCUAUGGAUCGUUACUGGAGCGCGUUGCGACAGGCAACGAGUCCAAGAGGACACCGUCAGGACAGUCCGUGGAAAGACCAUUGGCCAUCACAGACGGGAGCACAGACACUGCCAGCAGCAUGGUGAAAUUCAAUGCCGAUGCGCGUCGCCCCGACUCGGUGUUGGCCAUACCGGGCAACAACAGCACAUCCCUGGUGCGCGCCUCCAUGCCCAAUAGUGGCAGUGGCGCCGGCUCCAAUGGCGCCAGCAAUCUGCAGCUCAUUCCAAAGAAGGCACCAACCAUACCGAAGCCCAAGUGGCAUGCACCCUGGAAGCUGUCCCGCGUCAUUUCUGGACAUUUGGGCUGGGUGCGCUGCAUAGCCGUGGAGCCGGGCAAUGAGUGGUUCGCCACCGGUGCCGGGGAUCGUGUCAUCAAAAUCUGGGACUUGGCCAGCGGCAAGCUGAAGCUCUCGCUCACCGGCCACGUGAGCACUGUGCGCGGUGUGGCAGUCAGCACCAAGCAUCCGUAUCUGUUCAGCUGCGGCGAGGAUCGACAGGUGAAGUGCUGGGAUCUGGAGUACAACAAAGUGAUCCGGCACUACCAUGGCCAUCUGUCGGCAGUCUACUCGCUGGCCCUCCACCCAACCAUCGACGUGUUGGCCACCUCUGGGCGCGACUCCACGGCUCGCAUCUGGGACAUGAGGACCAAGGCCAAUGUGCACACGCUGACCGGCCACACCAAUACGGUGGCAAGUGUCGUGGCCCAGGCUACCAAUCCACAAAUCAUCACCGGCUCCCAUGACUCGACCGUGCGGUUGUGGGAUCUUGCUGCCGGCAAGAGCGUCUGCACCCUGACCAACCACAAGAAGUCGGUGCGCAGCGUUGUGCUGCAUCCAUCGCUGUACAUGUUCGCCUCCGCCUCGCCCGACAACAUCAAGCAGUGGCGCUGUCCCGAGGGCAACUUUGUGCAGAACAUCUCCGGCCACACGGCCAUUGUCAAUUGCAUGGCGGCCAACAACGAUGGCGUGCUCGUCUCUGGCGGCGACAACGGCACCAUGUUCUUUUGGGACUGGCGCACCGGCUACAAUUUCCAGCGUUUCCAGGCCCCCGUCCAGCCCGGCUCAAUGGACAGCGAGGCGGGCAUAUUUGCCAUGUGCUUUGACCAUUCGGGCACGCGCCUAAUCACCGCCGAGGCGGACAAGACAAUCAAGGUGUACAAGGAGGAUGACGAGGCCAGCGAGGAGACGCAUCCAGUCAACUGGCGACCAGAUCUGCUCAAGCGUCGCAAGUUCUAAGUUCUAGCCGGUAGUCUGUAGUCCAUAAAUAUGACUUAUGUAUGUGUGUGUAAUUUAAGCGCAAAGCUGCCCCGCCACAGAUUCGAUUAAAUAAUGGUUUCGACUCCAAUGAAAUUCUACAUCAAA